Messenger RNA from Penicillium daleae, 552 nucleotides. RefSeq lists its product as uncharacterized. The record is from RefSeq and is a predicted model, not a curated record. The transcript has 3 exons. Lineage: Eukaryota; Fungi; Ascomycota; Eurotiomycetes; Eurotiales; Aspergillaceae. The coding region runs from base 1 to 552 and encodes 183 amino acids.
AUGAAGCUCGGCACCUUCUCUUCAGUUUUGGCUCUUGCCUCUUGUACGCUAGCUGCCCCAGGCACCGUCAAGCCGCUUCUGAAGCGCAACCCAAGUGGUUCCUUCAGCCUCGUGGCAUAUAGCCUCGAGUCUAGUGCGAUUGAUAUUUUCUAUUCGGACGGGAUCGCUUAUGCUGGCGAUUCAUCGAAGUGGACCUAUGGAUCUGUUACCACUGAUGUCACCUUCGUCAUUCAGGACGCAGAAAUGAUCACAACUGCAACUACUUCCGGUGUGACUCUGGACUCCGACACACUGUUUUACAUUCGUCCCACCGCGGAUGAGGUCCUACCGGUUGGUUUCACUGGAAAUGGUGUCGUUACGCCUUCCGAUGCUGUGUCCACGAAUUUCAUCUUCUACGGCACAUACUUGAUGUGGGAGUAUGAUGAUGGCUCGUUGUCGGACUCUUUCCGCGCCAAGGAAACCAAUGUGACCGGUGUCUACGAGCUGUACUAUGAUUUCUCCAACCUCUAUCCAUCUGGAUAUGAGAUACCAGUUGUGAAGUCAUCAUCUUGA